AUGACGACGACGUUUGCUUUGUUGGUAUCGUCCUCCUCCUCGGCAGCGACUGCAGUAUUUAAAAUCGGCGGCGGCAAAAAUAACAACAGUAACGUGCGUCGUCCUCGUAAUCAACACACAGAGCGAAGCCGCCAUUUGUCCCCAACACAAAGGAAAACGAGCACACGAGCGGCGAGUUUACCACCGAGUCGUUUCAACUUCACCUCGUCCAAUCAGAACAACAACAGCGAGUCCUCCUCCUCCUCUUCCUCCUAUCCGAAUGGUAACAGCCAUCGUUUGUCCGCGAUGGAAGAGGAAGGCUUCGCCGGGAAAUCCGCCUUCUUUGAGGAGGCUUUAUCCGAACAGGAGCGAACGAGGAGUCGAAUGUUCAACACGGAACCGCUGUCGAUGGUCACCCCAACUGCGAGACAGGAGAGCAACGGAUCGGCGAGCACGUCGUCGUUUACGUCGUCGUCGAAUAGUAAUAGCAGUAACGAGAUAGGGACGUUUUUCAAGCACGAACCGAGGGAGAAGUGGAAGAAGAAGAACAAGUUCCCGGUUUUGUUUUACUCGAAGGAGCACGAACCGCUGGCGAAGAAGAUCGCGGAGUUGGAGGAGUUUUCGGUGGAGUUGGGGACGAUUAACUGGGAGUCCUUUAACGACGGGUUCCCGGAUUUGUUCAUCAACGACGCGUACGAUAUUCGAGAUCGACACGUUGCGUUCUUGGCGAGUUUUCACAACCCGGAGGUGAUUUUCGAGCAGUUAUCGAUUAUUUAUUCUUUGCCAAAGAUGUUUGUGGCGAGUUUUACGUUGGUGUUACCUUUCUUCCCUACUGGAACUGCGGAAAGAGUCGCGGUGGAAGGCGAAGUGGCGACGGCGGUGACUUUAGCGCGCAUGCUGUCGUCCACGCCACCCAGUCGCGGCGGACCGACCAGCGCGGUUAUCUUUGACAUUCACGCGUUGCAAGAACGCUUCUAUUUCGGAGAUGCCAUCUUGCCGUGUUUUGAAAGCGGCAUUCCGAUGCUCUUAAAGCGAUUACAGAAAUUAGAAGACGCGCAGAACGUCGUCAUCGCGUACCCAGACGAAGGCGCCUAUAAACGCUUCCACUCGUUCUUCGAUCGCGCCGGGUACGAAUCCGUCGUCUGCACGAAAGUUCGACAAAAAGAAAAACGAAUCGUAAAAUUAAAAGAAGGCGAACCGGCUGGCCGUCACUGCGUCAUCGUGGACGAUCUCGUCCAAUCCGGUGGAACGUUAAUCGAGUGCCAAGCGUUGCUCCAAAAACUCGGCGCGACGAAAGUCUCCGCCUACGUCACCCACGGCGUUUUCCCGAACAAAAGCUGGAAACGCUUCACCAGCGAAGGCGCCGGGGGGCAAGGAUUUUCCAACUUUUGGAUCACGGAUAGCUGCCCGAUGACCGUCAAAGACGUGGAAGGUUUGAAACCCUUCGAGGUAUUAUCUUUAGCACGGAGGAUUGCGAAAGCUUUGCAAAUCUAA
Bathycoccus prasinos is the source of this 1473-nucleotide messenger RNA. RefSeq lists its product with no specific name. The record is from RefSeq and is a predicted model, not a curated record. Lineage: Eukaryota; Viridiplantae; Chlorophyta; Mamiellophyceae; Mamiellales; Bathycoccaceae. Gene Ontology annotation, biological process: 5-phosphoribose 1-diphosphate biosynthetic process; purine nucleotide biosynthetic process. Gene Ontology annotation, molecular function: magnesium ion binding; ribose phosphate diphosphokinase activity. The coding region runs from base 1 to 1473 and encodes 490 amino acids. The transcript has a single exon. Gene Ontology annotation, cellular component: cytoplasm; ribose phosphate diphosphokinase complex.